This is a messenger RNA of Daldinia loculata, 861 nucleotides long. RefSeq lists its product as uncharacterized. The record is from RefSeq and is a predicted model, not a curated record. Bases 1 to 861 code for a protein of 286 amino acids. The transcript has 2 exons. Lineage: Eukaryota; Fungi; Ascomycota; Sordariomycetes; Xylariales; Hypoxylaceae.
AUGUACUCAUCAGGCGCUGUAGCAGGUAUUGCGAUAGGUUGUGCCUUCGCAAGCGCAGCUAUCGUUUCCGCUGUGUUCCUGUUAGUACACCGCCGUCGACCAAAUCUGAAGCCAACAACUCCGGAGCAAGUGCCGCGUCUUGAAUACGUGCAUGACCAUUUACUGCAGGCAGUCGGCCACAAAGAACUCAGACGAGAAUUUUCCGGAUUGGAAACACUAAUCAAGGCCUUUGCCUUCAACUACUUUCACACUCAACCGGUCGAUGCAACAACCGUGGAUACCGACAAGAUACAUGCCAUGCUAGGCGCAGCCGAUAAUCACUCCAGCAGCCAGUGGUCAACUCAAUUAUGCGACACCACUAAUCGAAUAACUGCGCUUAGAACAUAUAUUGCGAGGGUCCUCUUGGCUCGAGUCGACCCACGAGGUCCAGCAGAGACGACCCUUCUUCCCGUCGAUAUUGUUCGUUGUUUUCAAACAGCGCUUCUAAAGAACCAUCCGCCACUUCUUCUAGAGUCCUGGCGCGUUACGACUGCUACCGUUCUGGCAGGUCAAUACCCGCAAAAUAAGCUGGCAGAAGGUGACCCACGCGCCGACAAUAUCAAGAGAACAGUGGCUGACCUGUUGGAUGCUCUGCAACCUUUCCGGACUAAAGGAAAUGAAGAGAGCUCCAUACUUAUUUUAGAGGAAAUGGGGAAGAGUUUUGCGGUUCUAGGAUUCAAACUCUUCUCACACAUAAAUACCAUUGAGGUUGUAUGGCCCCCCUCGUCAGCUACCCAAGUGGUUCUCUUCCCUGCUUUGGUGCAGUAUAGACCUACUGAAGGAUAUAUCAUUGUCACCAUCAGAGAAGCAUCUUUUUAUUGA